Molecule: messenger RNA, 366 nt
Organism: Gekko japonicus
Lineage: Eukaryota; Metazoa; Chordata; Lepidosauria; Squamata; Gekkonidae
Product: cytochrome c oxidase subunit 7C, mitochondrial
Exons: 3
Coding region: 75-266 (63 amino acids)
Biological process (GO): mitochondrial electron transport, cytochrome c to oxygen
Source: RefSeq, a predicted model, not a curated record
GCUGGGUUGUGGCGCAUCUGUUGAAGGUCGUGUGAGAGGCUUCGUUUCAGCUUUAAGCUCGUCUUCGCGGGGUCAUGUUGGGUGCCAGCGUCCGCCGCUUCGCUACCUCGGCCGUUCGCCGUACGCACUAUGAAGAUGGUCCGGGAAAGAACCUUCCUUUUUCGGUGGAAAAUAAAUGGCGAUUAUUGGCAAUAAUGACAGCCUUCCUUGGAAGUGGGUUUAUCGCUCCCUUUCUGAUAGUAAGACACCAGCUAUUGAAGAAGUGAACAGAUUGGAGGUGGAAAUUAUCCUACAAACAGUUUUCCUUUUUUCUGUAGAGGAAAGCAACCAAUAUCUACCCACACUGGAUAUGUCUGUAAAUAAAAG